Messenger RNA from Penicilliopsis zonata CBS 506.65, 1317 nucleotides. RefSeq lists its product as hypothetical. The transcript is spliced from 4 exons. Bases 1 to 1317 code for a protein of 438 amino acids. Lineage: Eukaryota; Fungi; Ascomycota; Eurotiomycetes; Eurotiales; Aspergillaceae. Gene Ontology annotation, molecular function: oxidoreductase activity. Gene Ontology annotation, cellular component: cytoplasm. The record is from RefSeq and is a predicted model, not a curated record.
AUGAGUCUCCCACACCCCCAAGGCAUGAGCUCCUUCUGGAGAAAAGACCCUCUUCCCCUGGAUAACCACCGUUCCACCCCCCACCUGCCGGCGGAGAGCGACUUGGUCAUCGUUGGCGGGGGAUACAGUGCCGGCGCCCUGGUGACGCAUAUUCUGGCCGAGUACCCCGACCAUCCGUCUAUUCUGGUCUUGGAGGCUCGCCAGCUGUGCUCAGGGGCGACAGGCAGAAAUGGCGGCCAUCUCAAACCAGACCCGUACUCGCAUGCCGGCGCGUUGGCCAAUGAACAUGGCCUCGCCGCUGGACAAGAAGUUGCGGCGUUUGAAAACGCCAACCUGGUCGCUGUCAAGAAGUACAUCGAACAGGAGAACGUCGACUGCGACCUGGUCGUGACGCGCGGGUGCGACGUGCAUUUCAAGGAGGAGCAGGUCGCCCAGGCGAAGAAGGCGUUGCAGAUGAUGAACAGCGGAGACGCUUUUCAGACCUGCAAGAAUGUAGAACAGGUAUCUGGCGUCAAAAACGCCCGGGGCUGCGUCACCUUCACAGCAGGGCAUUUAUGGCCCUCCAAGCUGAUCCACCAUAUGUUCCGUCAAGCCAUCGCGCAGGGGGUCAACGUCCAGACGCACACAUCCGUGCAGUCCCUGACUCGUCUCCCAGACGGCCGGUGGUCGCUGCUGACCUCGCGCGGGACGGUGAUCGCCCGCCAGGUGGUGAUGGCCACCAACGCGUACACAGCCGCCCUGCUGCCCGAGUACCACGAGCAGAUCAUCCCGUACCGCGCCGUGAGCUGUCGGAUUGUGACGCCCGGCAAGGCCCCCCUGCUGACCAACACGUACUCGCUGCGCUUCACCGACUGGGACUUUGACUAUCUGAUUCCCCGGCCGGACGGGAGCAUCAUCGUCGGCGGCGCGCGGUCGGCGUACUGCCAGAAAAAGGACGCCUGGUACGGCAAUGCAGAUGACAGCGGCGUCAUUGAAGAGACCCGACGGUAUUUCGACGGAUACAUGCAGCGUCACUUUAUCGGAUGGGAGGAGUCCAACGCCCAUGUCGAUGAUAUCUGGACCGGCAUCAUGGGCUAUUCGCGCGACAAACUCCCUCGCAUCGGUCCAAUCCCCCAUCGAGACGGACUGUUCAUCAUGGCAGGCUGGACAGGACACGGAAUGCCCCAGAUCUUCCUGGCUGCCAAAGGCAUGGCCGAGAUGGUGGUCGGGGGCAAGCCGUACAGCCAGACCGGUCUCCCCCGUUUGUUCGAGGAGACGCCGGAUAGGAUGAAGGCGCCGAAUAAAGUUCUCGAAGGAUGGAGCAAGGCGAAGCUGUGA